Messenger RNA from Aspergillus luchuensis, 849 nucleotides. Its product is annotated as A4/G1 family peptidase. The transcript has a single exon. Gene Ontology annotation, molecular function: glutamic-type endopeptidase activity. Gene Ontology annotation, biological process: proteolysis. The record is from RefSeq and is a predicted model, not a curated record. Bases 1 to 849 code for a protein of 282 amino acids. Lineage: Eukaryota; Fungi; Ascomycota; Eurotiomycetes; Eurotiales; Aspergillaceae.
AUGAAGUUCUCUGCUAUCCUUACCGGCUCCCUCUUUGCCACUGCCGCUCUGGCUGCUCCUCUCACUGAGAAGCGCCGUGCUCGCAAGGAGGCCCGCGCCGCUGCCAAGCGCCACAGCAACCCUCCCUACAUCCCCGGUUCCGACAAGGAGAUCCUCAAGCUGAACGGCACCUCUAACGAGAAGUACAGCUCCAACUGGGCUGGUGCCGUUCUGAUCGGCGAUGACUACACCAAGGUCACUGGCGAGUUCACUGUCCCCAGUGUCUCUGCUGGCUCUAGCGGCUCCAGUGGCUACGGUGGUGGCUACGGCUACUGGAAGAACAAGAGACAGUCCGAGGAGUACUGUGCCUCCGCUUGGGUUGGUAUCGACGGUGACACUUGCGAGACCGCUAUUCUCCAGACUGGUGUCGACUUCUGCUACGAGGAUGGCCAGACUUCCUACGAGGCCUGGUAUGAGUGGUACCCCGACUACGCCUACAACUUUGACAGCCUCUCCAUCUCCGAGGGUGACCAGAUCAAGGUCACUGUCGAGGCCACCAGCAAGAGCAGCGGUAGCGCCACCGUUGAGAACCUGACCACUGGUCAGUCCGUCAGCCACACCUUCAGCGGCAACGUCGAGGGUGACCUUUGCGAGACCAACGCCGAGUGGAUUGUUGAGGACUUCGAGUCUGGUGACUCCCUUGUUGCUUUCGCUGACUUCGGCUCCGUUACCUUCACCAAUGCUGAGGCCACCAGCGGCGGCUCUACUGUCGGUCCCUCUGACGCCACCAUCAUGGACAUCGAGCAGGACAGCACCGUCCUCACCGAGACUUCCGUCUCUGGCGACAGCGUCACUGUCAAAUACGUCUAA